CAGACUUAGUAAAAUUACACCCCGCCACUAAAUAGUUACUGAGACUUCUUUAUUGCGCGUCUGGCGACAUUUUGUGGGAGGGGUCUGGCAACGCUGUCGCUCGCUGGCACAGCCUGGAAGUGCACUGGACAUACGAGCGGUUACUGGAAACGGGCACAACUGUGUGAAGCAACGUACAAUGGUUCAAGCAAAGACCUGGAUUCUUCGGAAACACUUUGAGGGCUUCCCCAAGGACAGUGACUUUGAGCUCCGAGUGCAACAGGUCCCCGAGCCCAAAGAUGGAGAGGUUCUUCUCGAGGCUGUUUUUCUCAGCGUUGAUCCUUACAUGAGGCCAUACAGCAGAGUACGCAUGAAAGAAGGUGAUGUGAUGAUCGGGACUCAAGUUGCCAAGGUGAUCCAGAGUAAAAACCCCAGCUUCCCGGUUGGGUCCCACGUGGUUACCAGACAUGGCUGGAGGACUCACACUCUCUCGGAUGGUACAGAUAUUACACGGUUACUGUCAGACUGGCCUCAGGACUGCCCAAUGUCCCUGGCCCUGGGAACCAUCGGCAUGCCUGGGUUGACCGCUCUGUAUGGUUUGGAGGAAGUGUGCCAAAUUCAACCAGGCGAAAUGGUUCUGGUGAAUGCUGCGGCGGGUGCUGUUGGGUCUGUGGUCGGACAGAUUGCCAAAAUCAAGGGCUGUAAAGUGGUUGGUUGUGCUGGAACUGAUGCCAAGGUGUCAUACCUGAAAGAGCUUGGGUUUGAUCAUGCUUUCAACUACAAGACUGUGACCUCAUUGGAAGAGGCUUUGAGAGCUGCCUCCCCAGAUGGAUAUGAUUGCUACUUUGAUAAUGUUGGGGGACCAUUCUCUAGUGUGGCCAUUCCUCAGAUGAAGCAGUUUGGUCGGAUUGCUGUGUGUGGGAGCAUUUCCCUGUACAAUGACACCACUCCCCAAACGGGUCCUUUUUUACAGCAACAUAUGGUAUUCAAGCAGCUGAAAAUGGAAGGAUUUCUUGUCGGUCGAUGGGAGCAUAAGAGUGCGGAAUCUCUCCCGCGGCUGAUAUCGUGGAUGAAAGAGGGGAAGCUGAAGUGCCAGGAGCACAUCACCACCGGCUUUGAGAACAUGCCAGCUGCCUUCAUGGGGAUGCUGAAGGGGGACAACAUUGGGAAGGCCAUCAUCAAAAUUUGACAAUUCAUUCAGAGCCUGUCCUAUGCUAUCCACCAUUGGUACAAUCAUACAAUCAAAAAAAAUGUUUUAGGUUUUGUACAAGUUGUUUUCUUGAGUUUUAUUCCACAUCUGACCAGCCUUAAGAAUGUAUUCUGGGAGGAUUUUUGUUCCCUUGAAAAUAAAGAGCAGUAUGUGGGGCCAUAA
Molecule: messenger RNA, 1351 nt
Organism: Anguilla rostrata (American eel)
Lineage: Eukaryota; Metazoa; Chordata; Actinopteri; Anguilliformes; Anguillidae
Product: prostaglandin reductase 1-like
Exons: 10
Coding region: 179-1168 (329 amino acids)
Biological process (GO): prostaglandin metabolic process
Cellular component (GO): cytoplasm
Molecular function (GO): 2-alkenal reductase [NAD(P)H] activity; 15-oxoprostaglandin 13-reductase [NAD(P)+] activity
Source: RefSeq, a predicted model, not a curated record